AUGUCGUGCAAAGAACUUUCUCUCUCGUGCCUUUGGUCCAACAAGGAUGUCACAACGAUCAGUAUUCUGAUCGGAAGCAACGCUGGAAGUUUUCUACUUGGCUGUCUCCUCACUAUUUUCAUCACUCGCUUCCCUCGAAGCAAGCCACAACAAAGUCCAGUUCACCGCACGUCCUUUAUCAAAAUCCGACCAGAGUCCACUCUUUAUGAACAAACAGUCACGUCAAAGCCCAAUGCCGUCGACCAUCCAAACUCUAGAAUGGUGCCCAUUUCCCCGUGUUCACUCUCCCACACUUUUGUACGACACAGUAUCAAACCACCAAUGAACAUGUUCAACUCGCUGCCAUCGUCUUCCGACAACCACUGGAAGUUGGGUGCCCACAGAAAGGAGCAUCCGCUCAUGGUGAACGAGAGUGCCUUUGGGAGAAGACCGUCCGAGUCGGACAUGUCAACCGUCUAUGGUGGCGCAAGUAUAGAAAAUGGUGGUGACUAUUCCAAUCUCUUUGACCCUGAGAAGCGGCGCUCCGUAGGCGGUAGCUCCCUCUCACGCGAUCCCGGACGCCGCCAAUCUCAGUCUACGUAUACGAGUGACUCGCGAACCCCAUUCCAGAUUCCAAUUGCUGGUGCGAGUGCUGUUCAAGAGCCUGUGGUUGCCGCAAAGGACGCGGGGUCGUAUCGGGAGUAUCCUAUUCGACCAAAGAGGGCGUCGACAAAGUACGAUGUCACCUAUCCCCUUACUCGACAACGGACACUUUCAUCAAACAGUGUGAGUGCAAGACCGGAUUUGGGCGCGGACACCAGGCCGAGUCUCUCCACUUCCGUCGUCGGGGAUGGCUCUCCUCAGACACGGAUUAUGCAUCCAUUCUCUUCAAGUACUACCUUCGAGGAUAAUACGAGCCAGCACUCUCACCCUCAGGUGUCUAAGCAUCCGUUAAUGCCCAUCGUCACAGGUGAAGCCCUGGCUUCUUCCUCUUCGCAUCCACGAGCAGCAGAGAUGGAGAGCCCAGAACACCAGUUGUCCGAGCGACAACAGGCUGCAUCAUUUUAUCAGGAGCAUGCAACACGCCACCUCAGCCUGCCUCAAGGCGCACAACUCAUGACGAGUCCUGUGCUACCAGAGAGUCCGAGUGUCAUCGGAGGCUUGGAUAGGAAUGACUUUUCGUUUGCUAGAGGACAGCCAUCAAAACUUCGAUAG
Messenger RNA from Serendipita indica DSM 11827, 1194 nucleotides. Lineage: Eukaryota; Fungi; Basidiomycota; Agaricomycetes; Sebacinales; Serendipitaceae. The record is from the annotation of a GenBank genome assembly.